CUCGUAGCAACCUGUUCACGUACUGUAGGCGUGAAAUGGACGGUCUUCGAGGACCGAUACCGCGAAUAAACGGCUCAAUGAUUCAAAUGAAUGGAGGAAACGUCUGUUGUCUGGUAGGGAAAAUUCAGAAGGCGUCUCCAAACAGAGAGCUGCUAACUGUCGUCACGAGUGACAACCAAAUCGUCAACGUCAGUUGCGGAUACGGCACGUUCGAAGUGUCUCAAGGCUACGUCGAGUUGAUUGUACUCGUCAACGCGGACGCACGUCUCACAGCUCAUUCUACCACAAGCUACGGAGAAGACUUUGAUUUGGCUUACUACAACGAGGCCGUUGUGAUCGCUCAGCAACACUCGAGCCUGUUUGGAUUAUAAAAGUACUGCAUGUUCAAGAGACUCACAUCGAGAACAUAGCUCUAGUCAUAGAAAUCAAUAUAAUUACGAACACA
Messenger RNA from Corticium candelabrum, 445 nucleotides. RefSeq names its product replication protein A 14 kDa subunit-like. The record is from RefSeq and is a predicted model, not a curated record. Lineage: Eukaryota; Metazoa; Porifera; Homoscleromorpha; Homosclerophorida; Plakinidae. The coding region runs from base 36 to 371 and encodes 111 amino acids. Gene Ontology annotation, biological process: nucleotide-excision repair; double-strand break repair via homologous recombination; DNA replication. Gene Ontology annotation, molecular function: damaged DNA binding; single-stranded DNA binding. Gene Ontology annotation, cellular component: site of double-strand break; DNA replication factor A complex; nucleus. The transcript is spliced from 4 exons.